This is a messenger RNA of Trypanosoma brucei brucei TREU927, 3600 nucleotides long. Its product is annotated as glycosyl hydrolase, putative. The transcript has a single exon. Gene Ontology annotation, biological process: carbohydrate metabolic process. Lineage: Eukaryota; Euglenozoa; Kinetoplastea; Trypanosomatida; Trypanosomatidae. The record is from RefSeq and is a predicted model, not a curated record. The coding region runs from base 1 to 3600 and encodes 1199 amino acids. Gene Ontology annotation, molecular function: catalytic activity; carbohydrate binding.
AUGUCGUCCCGCGAUUUGAGGGGUCGGGCGUGUUCAAAUUCAACUGCGGCUAGUGCUUCGCGACUGCUCUGUCUGCCAUGGGAACUCGUUGAAGUUGAGCUUCCGAAAGAAAUGGAUGUUCCGGUAAGUGAAUCACUAUUUUCUGUUGGAAACGGACGUGUAACCGUCCGGGGAUAUACGGAGGAGUCACUCGUUGCGCCCCCGUAUUCGAGGGGUACAAACUCUCACGAUAUAGCCAUCCGUAGUCCUGUAGUUUCCUUGUACGGUGGUAUUGGCAAUGAUGUCAUCAAGGUGGGGAACAGGAGUUUGAGCAACAGUCAUCUCCUUGGAAACCCAUCUUCACCCGUUAGGUGUGACUCGUUACCCACCGAGGGGCACCCGACCGCCUCCAAAGAAUGGAAGCCCCCUGAACGAACCCUGCGUGGGACUUACGUCAACGGGAUCUGCGAGGAGCUUCUGUUAACCCAUCAUCAGCAGCAAAGGGCAUUCACUGUUGGAACUUGUGCUCGUGAGUCAUUUCUUGUAUGUGCGCCGGAUGCCUUUUGCAUCGACGUUUUUGUCGGAGGUGAGCACGUGAAUUCAGAAACAGGGAUCAUACUUUCGCACAGACGCACGUUAGAUUAUCACACGGGUGAGCUUCGUCGGCACCUGGUGUGGCAAUCCAGGAGUAAUGGGCACGAGGUGACCAUUGAGUCUUCAAGAAUUGUUUCCCUAACACGGAGGAGCAUCGCAGCAGUUAAAUAUUCUGUUAGUGCCAAGAACGUCUCCAAUACGAAUAUCCGCAUCGUAUCUCGUACCAUUGUUCCUUCGGGUGUGCGACAACACCUUAAGAUUGAAAAUGUUAUGACUAGGCGCACUCUGCAUGACGCUUCGACAGCGGUGCUUGUGCGCACACGAAAUAGUUGCAAGCGGUUAGUGGUGGCUGAGUUUGAGGCUUGUCGUAGCACGCACUACGAGCUCAUUAACACACAGAGUGUGCCGACGUUUUCAACUGUUACAAGUGCAGUAGGAGCACAUGGUGCUAACACUCCACCGUGCGCCGUAGCAGCAGAUGCGUCUUUAGCUGCAGGCCGGACACCAUUGGCUUCGCCUAAGCCGAUGGCACAACCACAGCCGCAACCAACACCAUCCUUGACCUUCCUCGCACCGAAAUGUUCUGAGAUACGAAACGGCGCAGAAACCAUCUACACCAGCGUAAUACGUGAGUCUACACGGUUUGAGCUUACCAAAUACAUUGCCUUCCUAGUUGACGAGGAUGCAGCACCGGAGGAUAUUUGUGACCUGGGAAUGCACCGUGCUCGAGAAGCGGCUGCUGUCACCUACGAGGCCAUCUGUCGCGAACAGUUGGACGUUUUGUCAAAUUUCUGGGAGAGAGGGAAUGUACAUAUCAAAGCCAGUGGUCCGUCGCUUGAAAGUGCGGUGAGAUUUAACAUGCUGCACCUUCUUAUGUCGUCGGGAGGGUUACAAAUGCAAAGUCACCCGUCGCGUGGUUUUAUGAGUCAGCUGCAGGGAGGCAUGCACCAGUGGGAUGUAGACGCGUUUAUCGUUCCUUUUUUCUCACAUGUGCGCCCCGAAGUCGCACGCGGGUUGUUGCAGUUUCGUAUUGACACGCUGCCGCAAGCGAGAAGCCUUGCGGCGGACGUUGAUCUUCCACGAGGUGCACUAUACCCACAGAGGACUGUGAACGGUUUGGAAAGCAAUCCUCCGCCGUUCUGCGCGGCCUUCCUGUUUACAAAUGCGGUUGUUGCGUACGGUAUGAAGCAGUAUAUUACUGCCACAAAUGAUUUCUCCAUUCUACCGCAAGGUGGUGCUGAUGUUCUCUUUUCUACUGCGCUCAUUUGGCUUAUAUGGGGUACGUGGGAUAAAGCAGAGUUCCACGUUAGAUCUGUGGGGGGACCCGAUGAUUACAGCUGUCUCGGUGAUAAUAAUUACUUUACAAAUCUCAUGGCAAAGUUUCACAUGCAGUGGGCGGUGCAAAUAGCCGCAUCGAUGCAAAGAGACUAUCCUAACGAAUGGGAAGGCGUGAAGGAGAGAUGCCAACUAACUGAUGAUGACCUUGCAAUGAUGGACAAGGCCGCUGCAAAGGUGGUACUAGUUUUCGAUGCCAAAAAUCGUGUGCACCCUGUUGAUCAGUUAUUCAUGAGGAAGAAAAAGUGGAAAUUUGAUGAACUGAAGAAGAAGAAAAGUCUUCUAUUUCGUACGUUUGACCCUUCUGUUGUUUACCGACAUCAGGUAUGUCGCAUUCCCGACGUGGUUCUUGCCUCGCUUUUAUUGCCGGAAAAGUGCACAAAAGACGAGGUGCGUGCCAACUACAAUUUCUAUGAGCCUAUCACCACAAGCGAUUGCUCGCUUACCUCGAUGAUAUUUAGUAUCAUUGCAAUACAACUUGAUAUGUUGGACAAGGGAAUGCACUAUUUCCACCAGGCUCUCUUCAACGAUAUUGAAAAUGCGCUCGGUAAUACAGCCCGCGGCAUCCACUGCAGCUCCGCGGCGGGAUCUUGGUGGUGUUUGACCGUUGGAUUCGGUGGAAUGAGGGUAGUUGAUGACACACUGCACUUUAACCCUGUUCUCCCUGACGCGUGGGAGGAGUACCAGUUUUUUGUGCGCCAUCACGGUUGCCUUAUCAAGGUGCUUAUUACUCGCAGGAUGGUCACAUAUACGGCUGUGGAGGGGUGCUUCGACAGGUGCGGUUUGCCGAUUUAUCAUACGGAGAUCAACACCAUCCACCUGAAGGAAGGCAUGUCUGAAUCCGUGAGGCUUUACCGCGAUGUUCGCGUAUUUGACUUCGACUGUGUGGUGUUUAAUCUUGACAGUUUGAUCGAGGACCUGGAGGACCAUCACUACCGCGCAUGGAAGCAAACCCUCGAGAAAUACCUUCACGAAAUGGGGCAAACUUCAUUUGUGCUUACAGAGGACAUAUAUCUUGCAUACCUCAAGAAUGGAAAUUCGUUCACAUCAUCUCAACGCCUUCUUGCGAAGAACGGCAUUACAAACAUCCCUCCUGGUUGCCCAGAUGAUACCGUUGAGACGGACACAGUAUAUGGGUUGCUGCAGCGCAAGCGGCAUAACUUCCGCGUUCAGAUUCGGGAGGAGGGGCUCAAAGUAAAAAAAGGGGCGCUGCACCUCAUGGCGGAGCUCCGACAGAACGGCAUUUCCAUUGGUUGUGUGACAGACAGUAAAAGUGGUCAGUGGAUGCUGCGAAGGGUGCCACAAGUUAUGUGCCUAAUCGACCGCUGCAUUGAUGGAAGUGAUGGGGAAGUUCUUUCCCUCUGCUGGCGCCCGGAGGUGGACUACUUCUGCUCUCUGUGCAAACAACUCAAUACCAGCUUCGAACGGACUAUCGUUAUUAUGCGUGGGAUUGGGGGGUUCUCGAAAAGCGCACUGGAACAGUUCAAAUUAGUUGUGGACGUGCAGCGCGAUGCGGAGUAUGUGCCGGGUGGAGUGCAUCCUGUGAAUGUGCCGUGCAUGAGCGUGUUAACACUCGGCAAGUUGGAUGAGUAUGCCUCGAAAAGGAAAUUAGUUGCCGUAGCGGGGGAUGCCGAUAGGCCCGCCACCGCACCAAAUAAUAUGGAGGGCGCUCCACCGGACCAGUUGGAAUGA